Orbilia oligospora ATCC 24927 is the source of this 1215-nucleotide messenger RNA. RefSeq lists its product as uncharacterized. Gene Ontology annotation, molecular function: actin filament binding; phosphatidylinositol binding. The coding region runs from base 1 to 1215 and encodes 404 amino acids. Gene Ontology annotation, biological process: actin filament bundle assembly; actin cortical patch localization. The record is from RefSeq and is a predicted model, not a curated record. Lineage: Eukaryota; Fungi; Ascomycota; Orbiliomycetes; Orbiliales; Orbiliaceae. The transcript has 6 exons. Gene Ontology annotation, cellular component: actin cortical patch.
AUGGGCAUCAAUAACCCACUCCCAGCUAGCUUGAACAGCGAAUGUCGCAAAGCCAGCCGUGUUCUCGCAAGCUUUAUUGAUCCGCGACAGUCGUUCGGGCCGGAUAAGAUUAUCCCGCCGUCGGUGUUGCAGAAUGCAAAGGGUCUCGCUGUCAUUACCGUUCUAAAAGCCGGCUUCUUGUUCUCUGGCAGAGUUGGUUCCGGUCUUGUUGUCGCUCGUUUGGCAGACGGAUCAUGGUCUGCUCCUAGCGCCAUCGCUACGGCUGGCGCCGGUUUUGGUGGCCAAAUUGGUGCCGAAUUGACUGAUUUUGUUAUGAUUCUAAACGACAACGCCGCGAUCAAGACUUUCUCCUCGGCCGGUAGCAUAACCCUCGGUGGCAACGUUUCAAUAGCUGCCGGUCCAGUCGGAAGAAACGCCGAAGCUGGUGGAGCCGCCAGCCUUAAGGGUAUCGCCGGUAUAUUCUCUUACAGUAAGACGAAGGGUUUAUUCGCCGGUGUAUCCCUCGAAGGGUCCGUCAUUAUCGAACGUCGGGAUGCAAACAAGAAAUUCUACGGUACAAAUUGCAAAGCUUCAGGGUUGUUGACAGGGUCCGUACCUGCGCCUGCGGAAGCCGAUACGCUAUACCGGGUCCUCAAUUCCCGUGUGUUCCGCGGUGGGAGUGGGUCGGAUGAGAUGUAUAAUGAUAUUCCCGUUUACGAUGACAACCACGACGACGAUGUCUGGGAAGGAAAUCGUGGCCAUGCUCUUGGAGAAGAGCGGAAUAGCCCUACGGCCCGUCGUCCAUCGCGGGCAUCGACCUGGCAAGACGAAGUCUAUGAUCGUGGGAUGUAUAAUGAGAAUCCGAAUAGAAGGGGAAGCACUGCAAGGGAUGGUGAUUUAGAUGGGUUCAAUUUGACGAGGGAACAGGCUUUCCAGCGACAGCAUUUUAAUUCUACUUAUACGGAUACGCCUGGAGCACCGACUUCGCAGGCUGCACCGGGGAGACCGACGGCGCCUAAGCCGGAUUUCAAGGGACCGUCGAGAGCAUCGACACUGGGGGCUAACCAGGCCGUUGCACUUUAUACCUUUGAUGCCGACCAACCCGGCGACCUUGGUUUCAAGAAGGGCGAAAUCAUCACUAUCAUUAAAAGAACCGAUUCCAAGAAUGACUGGUGGACCGGCAAGGUUGGCGAUCGAACAGGCAUAUUCCCGAGCAAUUACGUUGAGGCAGUCUAA